CCCUGAAAUCUCGGAGGUUAUGGAACAUCUGGAGUUUUUAAAUUUAUCAGAUACAGCGGUUAAAGAGCUACACCCAUCAAUUGAAAAUCUAGUUGCGCUUCGAGAAUUAGAUCUCAGUUCUUGCGAGAACCUUGAGGUUGUCUCUGAUUACCUCUUUCGCUUAACCUCAUUACAAGAGUUAAAUCUCCAUUACUGCUCCAAAUUUCAAAACUUCCCUGAAAUCUCGGAGGUUAUGGAACAUCUGGAGUUUCUAAAUUUAUCAGGUACAGCGGUUAAAGAGCUACACCCAUCAAUUGAAAAUCUAGUUGCAAUUCGAAAAUUAGAUCUCAGUUGUUGCAACCUUGAGGUUGUCUCUGAUUACCUCUUUCGCUUAACCUCAUUACAAGAGUUAAAUCUGAGUUCGACCAAAAUUAAGAGCUUACCUGCAAGCAUCAAACAAGCUGCUCAGCUGUCUCGCCUAUGCCUAAGAUAUUGCUGGAGCCUUGAAUCUUUACCAGAGCUCCCCCCAUUGCUGCAACAUCUUGAAGCAGAUGUUUGCACGUCACUGAAGACAGUGUCAAGUUCAAGCACUGCAAUCACACAAGGUUGGGAAGAAUAUAUAUUUUCUAGAGGGCUUCAUGAGAAACAUAUAUUUUCUUAUUGCCCAAAGUUGGAUGAGAAUGCACGAAGCAACAUAAUGGGUGAUGCACAGCUCAGAAUUAUGCGAAUGGCAAUUGCGUCGUCAAAGUUUAAAGAAGACAAAAUUGAAGAAGCAUAUGAUUCCUAUUAUGCAGAUCAAUCAAAUCAAUAUAAGGAAUUUUUUGGCAAGAGAUCUUUGGUUGCCAUUAGUUGUUGGGGGUAUGAAAUUCCAGAUUGGUUCAGCCAUCAAAGUGAGGGGUCUUCAAUAAAAAUCAUGCUUCCUCGUGAUUGGUUUAGCACAGAUUUCUUGGGUUUCGCUCUAUCUCUUGUUCUUGGCCAUGGUCAUCGGCAUUGGUCUGUGGACAUUACAUGCAAAUACAACUUCAAAACUAGUAAUGGUGAAAGCCAUGAAGUAAACCAUCCUUUGAGUAAUCUGCGCGGGAAUAUUGGCAUAGAUUCACGUGAGGUGUUUGUGUGGUGGUAUAAUAAUGUCUUUGAAGAAGUUGUAGAGGGAGCUCAAAGCCCCGCUGCUUUUUACAAACUUGUUACUGAGGUCAAUGUUGACUUCAACCUUGCUUAUCAACGCCCCCUCCCCGUUCGGGUUGGGGUGGAGGUGGAAAAGUGUGGGAUAUGUCUGUUGUAUGGCAAAGAUGCUGAGAUGAUAAAGCUGAGGGCUUUGUAAAUUCAAAUUAUCUUUUUAUUUGAGCUGUUUGCUUUGCAAGCCUUGUAGCUGAGGAUGCUUUUGAGUUUGUUAGGCUUAGGGAUGUCUUUCUUGUUUGGCUGAGGAUGCUUUUGAGUUUAAUUUGUCACGCCCCAUGUAAGCCAUGUAAUAUUCUUCAUUGAAUUCAAGUAUUAAAUUGUUAAAAGUUAACAGUACUAAA
Messenger RNA from Prunus avium (sweet cherry), 1499 nucleotides. The record is from RefSeq and is a predicted model, not a curated record. Lineage: Eukaryota; Viridiplantae; Streptophyta; Magnoliopsida; Rosales; Rosaceae.